AUGCAGUUCAUCAAGCUCUCCCUCGCGGCUGCCGCCGUCUCCGGUGCCCUCGCCCAGCCCCAACCCACUGCCGCCCUCGCCGCGCGUCAGGAUGGGGCGAAAUGUUCCAGCGCCUUCGUUACCAAGGGAACAUUCUUCUCCGAGAUGCCUGUUCCCACUGGGGAUGCCGCGAGUGUCGUCGCCAUGGUCACCGCGACUGACGAGUGCGAAAUCCCUGCCGUGACCGGCGACAGGGCCAGCGCUUACAGCUCCUACAUGUCCCAGGCGUCCAGCUGGUAUCAGAAGCAUCAGUCCGAGUACUCCGAAAUCGUCACUGAGUGCGGCAAAGACUUCAGUGCCGCCCUAACCAGUGCCGGUUACUCCAACGUUUUGGCCGCCACGGCCUGCACCAGCAUGAAAUGGGGAGCCAGCGAGACUGCGGUCUCCACCAACGGCGCCAUCUCUCGCCAGGCGGGCUCUACGCUUGUUGUUGUUGGCCUCGCUGCUCUUACUGCCGUCGGGCUCCUCUAG
Clonostachys rhizophaga is the source of this 510-nucleotide messenger RNA. Lineage: Eukaryota; Fungi; Ascomycota; Sordariomycetes; Hypocreales; Bionectriaceae. The record is from the annotation of a GenBank genome assembly.